CACUGGACUCAACUGGACUUGCUUACCCGGCUGGACUGCACUGGACUAGGUCUCUACCAUACUGGACUGGACUGGGUUACUGCACUGGACUAGAUCUGCACCAUACUGGACUGGACUGGGUUACUGCACUGGACUAGGUCUCUACCAUACUGGACUGGACUGGGUUACUGCACUGGACUAGGUCUGCACCAUACUGGACUGGACUGGGUUACUGCACUGGACUAGGUCUCUACCAUACUGGACUGGACUGGGUUACUGCACUGGACUAGGUCUGCACCAUACUGGACUGGACUGGGUUACUGCACUGGACUAGGUCUGCACCAUACUGGACUGGGCUGUACCCAUCUGUUCUACAGGGCUUUGUCGUAUUGAGCUGGACCAGACUGGGCUGCAUUGGACCAGGCUGCAUCUAAGCUGGGAAAGACUACUGGAAAAUAAGGAACCCCCCCUUCACUCUCCUCCCCCCAUCCCUCCUUCUUUCUCUCUGUCACGCCUUCUUAGCAGCACCUCUCAGUGCUCUCCAGCAGAAGAACAGAACCGACCUGAACGCAUCCAUCCAUCCGUCAACCGGAGGAAGAGAGAGACAGAAAGAAAAAAAGUGAGGAGUCUUUUUGCAGGAAAUACAUUUAUUUUUGUUCAGUAAAAAAACCUAAAAGUGGACUAGGGGAACGAUUUUGGAUUGGAGAUUUGCCUGGUUGUUUAGCUUUUCACAUUUUAGCAGACUGCUGUGGACGGCCACUAGCUGUUCCAGACUGUUACUGGCUGUUAUCUACGGUCUCCAGUGCUUGUGGACUGUGGCGCACGGUCGUCCAGGUUGACUGACUGCAUUCGGCUGUUUCUGGUGGUGGUGGGGGUGUACCCGUGGCGGGUAUGGCCCAGCAGGCUGGUGUUGGGGUGGGGGUUGACACCCUGGCAGUGCCCCCCAUGGCUAAACAUAUCGGUCUGAACGAGGACCUGGUGAAAAUCCUGAGAGAGAAUCUGCUUCAGCCAGAGAGGACCCGUGGCCACCGCCGUUCACCGUCCUCCAUCUCCCCCCGCCUCUCCCCCCGGAACUCUCCACGCCUGCUCCGCCGCAUGAUGAUCAACAACAGCAACCACAAAAAAAGGAGGUUCACCGUCGCACACACAUGUUUCGAUGUGGACAACGGCACAUCGUCGGGACGCAGCCCACUGGACCCCAUGGCCAGCCCGGGGUCUGGGCUCAUACUGCAGGGCAACUUUGUCCACAGUCAGCGGAGAGAGUCCUUCCUCUACCGCUCCGACUCGGACUAUGACCUGUCACCCAAGUCCAUGUCCAGAAACUCCUCCAUCGCCAGUGACAUUCAUGGCGACGAUAUGAUUGUAACACCAUUUGCACAGGUUCUGGCCAGUCUAAGAACUGUACGAAAUCAUUUUGCUGCAUUAAGCAAUUGUUCACAAGACAGAGCGUCCAACAAGAGAUCACCCAUGUGUAAUCCACCACCCAUCACCAAGACCACCUUCACAGAGGAGGCCUACCAGAAACUGGCCACCGAGACGUUGGAGGAGCUGGACUGGUGCCUGGACCAGCUGGAGACCCUGCAGACCAGACACUCAGUUGGCGAGAUGGCCUCCAACAAGUUCAAGAGAAUGUUGAACAGGGAGCUCAGCCACCUGUCUGAGAUGAGUCGCUCAGGGAACCAGGUGUCAGAGUUCAUCUCCAGCACCUUCCUGGACAAGCAGCACGAGGUGGAGAUGCCGACUCCCCAGACGCAGAAGGAGAAGGAAGACAAGAAGAAUAGACCCAUGUCUGAGAUCAGUGGAGUGAAGAAACUGCAGCACAGCUCCAGCCUCACCAACUCUAACAUACCCCGCUUCGGAGUCAAGAGCGAGACAGAGGACGAACUGGCUAAGGAGAUGGAGGAUGUAAAUAAAUGGGGCCUUAACGUUUUCAAAGUCACUCAGUUCUCUGGGAACAGGCCCCUGACCGUCAUGAUGCACACUAUAUUCCAGGAAAGAGACUUGUUAAAAACUUUUAAAAUUCCACUCGACACUUUUAUAACCUACCUGAUGACCUUAGAAGACCAUUACCAUGGCGAUGUGGCCUACCACAACAACAUCCAUGCUGCUGAUGUCACCCAGUCCACUCACGUGCUGCUAUCCACCCCCGCUCUAGAGGCUGUGUUCACAGACCUGGAGAUCCUAGCUGCCAUAUUUGCCAGUGCUAUUCAUGACGUGGACCACCCUGGAGUCUCCAACCAGUUCCUCAUCAACACCAAUUCGGAGCUGGCCCUCAUGUACAAUGACUCGUCAGUCCUGGAGAACCACCACCUGGCUGUGGGCUUCAAGCUGCUUCAGGAAGAGAACUGUGACAUCUUCCAGAACCUGACCAAAAAACAACGACAAUCACUGCGCAAGAUGGUCAUCGACAUCGUCCUAGCGACUGACAUGUCCAAGCACAUGAACCUCCUGGCUGACCUGAAGACCAUGGUAGAGACCAAGAAGGUGACCAGCUCUGGAGUUCUACUCCUGGACAACUACUCUGACAGGAUCCAAGUUUUGCAGAACAUGGUGCACUGUGCAGACCUGAGUAACCCCACCAAGCCCCUGCAGCUGUACCGCCAGUGGACCGACCGCAUCAUGGAAGAGUUCUUCACCCAGGGGGACAGGGAGAGGGAGAGAGGCAUGGAGAUCAGCCCUAUGUGUGACAAACACAACGCCUCUGUCCAGAAGAGCCAGGUGGGCUUUAUUGACUACAUCGUCCACCCUCUAUGGGAGACGUGGGCAGACCUGGUCCACCCUGACGCUCAGGACAUCCUGGACACUCUGGAGGACAACAGGGAGUGGUACCAGAGCACCAUCCCCCAGAGCCCUUCACCCACCCUGGACGAGCCUGAGGACGGCAGCCGUCCCCCUGGAGGGGACAAGUUUCAGUUUGAACUCACCCUGGAGGAGGACGGGGAAUCAGACACGGAGAAGGACAGUGGCAGCCAACCCGAGGAAGAGGAUGAAGAAGAGGAGAACAGUUGUAGUGACUCAAAAACACUCUGUACGCAGGACUCAGAGUCAACAGAGAUACUACUGGACGAACAGGUGGGGGAGGAGGAGGAAGAGGAAGUGGAGGGAGAGUCCUCUUCAUCACAACCUUGUGUAGUGGAGGAGGAAGAGGAGGGGGAGGAAGGGGAAGAGAAGGGCGAGGAGAAACCAGCCGAUACAUAGCAGUGUAUGCACUGCAACUAAACUUUUCUUCUUAGUAACCAGAGAUGAUUAUUUCUAGAGUAUUUUGGGGGAUUUAUGGACUAUGUCUGUUAUUUUUAAAAUAUAUUUAUGUUUAGGGUUCCAAAGCGCACGCUGUUCACCCCUUGGCCACUCCUCCCUCCUCAUCCUUGGUCAGCUUCUCAGACACACCCAUUGGUACUUCUACAACUUUUUUGCACUCAGGAAAACUCUUUUCCAUUCCCGUUUGUACCGGAGUAGUCUGUGUGUUAUUUCACUUCAAAACCUAGUCCUAGUGUGUUGAAGUUACAUUAAGGAUUAUGAUUAGAGAUUAGAGUGUGUUUCAUGCUGUUCAUAUACAGUAUAUCUCUACUCCUUUCAGCCUUGGCUGACCAAUGGCGGUGUUUCUGUGUGUUAUUAAGUGCCCAUUCUUCAGAAGUCACUAUAGUGUCUGUUUUUCUUAGUUGUUUGUAUUUAUCAGCAAAGCAACACGCUACGUUGUUGUGUGGUCUGGAUGAAUGAAAUCCCAACAGGACACGUCACGAUGGAGAGAGGCGCUGCAGCACAUUGAGAGAAAAAUGCAUUGUGGGAAUUUAUCAAGACACUUUUCUGAAGUUGAAGUCUUCCUUGAAAACCUGACUAAAAAGGCUAAGAUCUUACAGCUCUAAUGCUCGGUUUAACCUCGAUAGAGUUUUUGUAUCGUACCAUACAUAACAUGGAGAUCUAUUGUAGAUUCUACUUUUGUUAACCAAGAAAAAAAAAAGUGACUUUUGAAAACAUUUGAAAGGCACUUGAAAACUGUUGAUGAGAAAUGCCUCAUCUGCCACUGCUUUUCUGUGUGUAAAAGGGUAACUUUUUAUUGUUUUGGGGGAGUAUUGGGGAGUAUUCUCAGACUUCCAAAUCAAGCCCUUGCCCCUACCCUCCACGCAGUAGAUCUGAGAGGAUUGGAUAGAUAUUAGCGGAUCCAAUCCUCUCAGAUCUACAGGAGUGCCUAAAGGGUAGGUGCUAGGGCUUGAUUUGGGAUCGCACGUUUAUCAAAAAGCAUUUACACUAUUACUCCCAUACCACUGUCCCCAUGUUCGGUUGUCAUAAUCGUGCAACAAUCAUUUCAAGGAUCGUUUUCCCUGAAGAAAAACAUGACACAUGUUGACACAUACUUGACUUUACGUUGAAUGAAAUCAUUUUGUCUGACUGACCAGAAAGAAUCCUUGAAGUUCUACUUAUUGUUGCCUGCAGUAAAUAUGAGCGCAUGUCAUCUUACAAUGCAAUGCUCGUUAGAAGCAUUGGAGUGCUGCAUUGGAGUGCUGCAAGUUUACAGAGGUGAUGUCACCACACUCUGCUGUACUGUGGAAGUCUAUGGGGGGGGGGGGG
Messenger RNA from Oncorhynchus gorbuscha (pink salmon), 4545 nucleotides. Its product is annotated as cAMP-specific 3',5'-cyclic phosphodiesterase 4D-like. The transcript is spliced from 14 exons. The coding region runs from base 871 to 3177 and encodes 768 amino acids. Gene Ontology annotation, cellular component: nucleus; cytosol; perinuclear region of cytoplasm. Gene Ontology annotation, biological process: signal transduction. Gene Ontology annotation, molecular function: 3',5'-cyclic-AMP phosphodiesterase activity. The record is from RefSeq and is a predicted model, not a curated record. Lineage: Eukaryota; Metazoa; Chordata; Actinopteri; Salmoniformes; Salmonidae.